Molecule: messenger RNA, 954 nt
Organism: Lachancea meyersii CBS 8951
Lineage: Eukaryota; Fungi; Ascomycota; Saccharomycetes; Saccharomycetales; Saccharomycetaceae
Source: the annotation of a GenBank genome assembly
AUGAAGCUCACUAAGAUUUUUGGAAUCAGCUUGGCGUCAUUCGCUAUGUACUCAGACCUUGUGCUAGCCAAAUGGCCCGAUCAGUCUUUGUACGGACCUCGACAGAUUGUGGCUGAAACGCAAAAUCUGGCUGCCACCAAUACAACCGGGGAAUGCCAUGAUCAAACCUUAUCGAUGAUUGGUUCUGUCCUCUCUUAUAAGGUUGACGUUGACACCAUGGAGACCUACUUGUUAGAGGGCAUGUCUCUUUUGAAAACCUUACUAAAUGGCAAGAAGCAGUUUAAUGCCCUGGACCUCAUGGAUAUUGCUGCGACCCAGAUCCACUGGUUCCCACCCGCGGGCCUCGACUUAUCCGACAUUUCGUUUGCUAAUCAGUUUGCACAAGUGAAAACUAUCUACUACUCGUCGCCAAUUUUGCGUCACACUCAUGACUGGGUCGUUUAUGUGGCUAAAGCGUCUGCUCAAAGCGCACAGUGGAAUAAACUUUCACAGUGUGCAGUCGAGGUAUUUAAAGAUUUGGAAUCGACGACGCCAGCUGUCCACAAUCUUUUCCACGAGAUUGUACGCGUGCUGACGGCUCCCGAGGUACUCAAGCUAUUGGGCAACUUGAAAAAUCAAUUGACCAAGGCUACUCCUAAUUGUGUUAAGCUUCAAGAUACUCGCAUAAGCAAGAAGAGCGCGGCUAUCAAUGCAGUCGUUGACGCACGCGCGAAAGCAGCAUCCAAUGUUCCUUCCUGCAUUGUUGAUCUCACUGCCCCCAAGCCUGGCAAUGUUCCCGUAUUGUUCCAGCAACGCACUGUUAUCUUCAACGUGAAGCAUCCAAACCACUCGAACUAUUCAGCUCCUGUUAUAAUCAAAGAUGACGAGUCUUCCGCGAUCACAUCGUAUCGCGUACCACCGUGGUCUAUUAUGGGAGCUGUGAUAGUAAUUAUUAGCGGUGUGACUCUCUUCUGA